This is a messenger RNA of Pelobates fuscus (common spadefoot toad), 733 nucleotides long. RefSeq lists its product as uncharacterized. Lineage: Eukaryota; Metazoa; Chordata; Amphibia; Anura; Pelobatidae. The transcript is spliced from 3 exons. The record is from RefSeq and is a predicted model, not a curated record. The coding region runs from base 13 to 732 and encodes 239 amino acids.
UUAGUGAGUGGGAUGCACUCUUUUGUGCAGGACACCACGGAUUUUAUCCGCAAGCUUGAAAUAAUGGGGGAUAUACUCGAUGGUUCCUUGAUGUGUACCAUGGAUGUUAACAGCUUAUAUACCUCCAUACCGCAUGAGGAAGGUAUUGAGGCGGUAUUUGGUGCCAUGCAGGAUAUGGAUAUGAGUGAGGCAUACAGGGGCUUGCUUGUUGAUUUCUUGUCAUUAGUACUAUAUAAGAACUACUUUAUUUUUGAUGGUAAAUAUUACCUCCAAAUACAGGGUACAGCGAUGGGGUCAAAUGUAGCAAUGACGUAUGCCAAUCUAUUCAUGGCAGCUUUUGAGGAUGCUUUUGUAUACCGAGACCAGGAUUUUACGCAUCAUGUGAGGUUGUGGCUCAGGUAUAUAGAUGAUAUUUUCUUUUUUUGGACAGGUAACAUGGAUGAUCUAAUGGUUUUUAAAGAGAGACUUGAUGGGUGUUUGGACACCAUCUCCUAUACGUUGGAAUAUGAUCUCCAUGAGAUGCAUUUCUUGGAUGUUAAUCUACAGCGGCACAAGAGCCUAAGGGAUCAUUUAAUGAAGAAUGUCAAUCUACAGGGGAAGACGCAUACAGCUGAAACCUGGCUUUCUGCGAUACCGGAUUGGAGCUACAGUGGCCAUUUGGACCAUGGUACUUGUGGCGUUAGAGUGCUGGAACAUAUUGAAUCGAUUAGAAUGUAUCAUCAUACACGUUGAA